Messenger RNA from Dermatophagoides farinae (American house dust mite), 2036 nucleotides. RefSeq names its product transmembrane and coiled-coil domain-containing protein 4-like. NCBI's taxonomy places the organism in Eukaryota, Metazoa, Arthropoda, Arachnida, Sarcoptiformes, Pyroglyphidae. The record is from RefSeq and is a predicted model, not a curated record.
UAUCCAUCUGACGAAAUCUUUAUUUUUCAUAUAUGACUCACACACUAAAUGGAUCAACAUCUUUUCUAUUGUUGUUGUUUGUUAUCAUUGUUGUUCCAUAGACUCCCAUCGUCAAAAAUUGGGCCAUCAUCAUCAAUUUAUUUCGUCGUAAAUUCAUGUUACGUUUUUUAUGAAAAUGAAUAAUCAAAACUCUGAUGAUGAUAUAAUAAAAAUGGCCAUCGGUGAUGAGAAUGGCAAUGAUAAAAAUAAUGAUGAACGUUCUAGUCAUUUAAUAGGAACAUCUUUGAUAUCAACAUCGAUACCAUUACUUGGACCAUCUACAGUGGAUUCCAUGAAUUCAUCGAUAUCAACACGUAUGACCCGAUAUAAAAGUACUUUGAUAGAUUGUCUUGGUGAUGCUGGUUCAUAUUCAUUAUGUGGUCUUUGUACAUUGUUGUUUAAUAAAUAUUUUCCUGAAUCUUGUCAUCGGCCAUUUAUUGAAAAAUCCGUCAAAGAUCUGGUCACUUAUCUUAAUUUACCAACAAAAGUUGGUGCAUCAAUGAUAGCCAUGAUCGAUGGUGAAGGUGGUGCCGAUUUAAAUUCAUUCAUCAAAUUAAUAUACAAAGAAAUGGAUAAAAAAGCAAUGAAAUCUACACAGAUUGUUGAAGAUAUGGUCGUAUUUGCUGUUAAAGAUGGCAAUUAUGAUGCUCGGAUGCGUGUAGUAUUAAUUAAAUUGGCCAAUUUCCUCGGUAGUUCAUUGGAAUAUCUUGAAUUAAGUGAAUUAUCAUUGGUCGAAAUGUUAUCGACGGCCGAAGUAAAAAACAACAAUGAUGACGAUGAUGAUCAACGACAGCGGCGAAGAAAUCAAACGAAAAAAAUUAAACGAUAUGCACUAAUAGCAUUGGCCAGUAUUGGUGGUGGUGCCAUUCUAGGUCUUACUGGUGGUCUUACUGCACCGUUACUUGCAGCUGGAGCAACGGCAUUGACCAGUGGUGCAGCCAUUCUAGGAACACCAGCCGGUGUUGCUGUCAUUGGAUCAUUAUUCGGUGUAGCCGGGGCUGGACUUGCUGGUUAUAAAAUGAAUAAACGCGUCGGCAAUAUUGAAGAAUUUUCAUUCGAAAAUCUUUCCGAUAAUCGAAGCUUAACGCUAACGAUAGCCAUAUCCGGUUGGAUAACGGAAGAAUCGACUGAUGCUUAUAGUAAACAUUGGAGAUCAUUAGCACUUAGUCAAGAACAAUAUUCUUUAAGAUAUGAAUCUUGUUAUCUAUUGGAAUUGGGUAGAGCAUUGGAUUAUUUUUUAGGGUUUGCCAUUUCGAUGGCAGCUCAAGAAGCUUUAAAAUAUACUCUUCUUAGCGGUAUUAUGGCAGCUAUAGCUUGGCCAGCAACAUUAUUAACUAUUUCAAGUGUAAUCGAUAAUCCAUGGGGUGUGUGUAUAAGUCGAUCGGCUGAAGUUGGUAAAUUUCUUGCCGAAGUUCUAUUAUCUCGGCAACAAGGUCAACGGCCAGUUUCAUUGAUUGGAUUCAGUUUGGGUGCAAGGGUUAUAUUUUUCUGUCUUGAAGAACUAGCACAACGUAAAAAUUCCGAAGGUAUUAUUGAAGAUGUCAUUCUACUUGGUGCACCUGUAUCAGCCGUUCCAGAACGUUGGGAACGAUUUAUGUCUAUCAUAAGCGGUAAAAUUAUCAAUGGUUUUUGUCGUGAUGAUUGGCUGUUGAAAUUUUUAUAUCGAACAUCGACCGCCACGAUGAGGAUUGCCGGCCUACAAGAAGUUAAUUUGAAAAAUAAAAAACUUGAAAAUCAUGAUCUAACAGAUUUGAUAAAAGGCCAUAUGGAUUAUUGUAAGAAAAUUGAUGCAGUCUUGGAGAAAAUUGGCAUUCGAAUCUAUAAAAAUGAUGAUGAUGAAAAUGAUUCAAAAAUGGAUAUGGACACCGAACUGGAAUCAUCUUCCGAAAAUGAUAUCAAAUCUAAUGCUGAUUAAUUACGAUCUAUUAUUGUUGCCUAUCUAUAUUUGUUACAUUAAUUUUUCUAUUUGUUAAUUUUUUAAAAUUUAAUUUAUUAAA